CAAAAACAGUUUAUAAGCAGUGCACACAAAUUGGAUAAUAAGCUAAUUAGAGUUGGAAAAGCGGUGUUAAACAGGGAGGCAUAUUGCCAAUUAUACUACCAAAACAGUAAUUUACCAAAAAUACUGCUAGUGAAUUGAGUGGAAAAAUACUUUACUGAGAACUAUUGGAAGGCCAAUACAGGGUGUCCAGAAAUAUGAGUUCAAUAAAGAGAGACCUAACUGUAAAAGGCAGCCAUAGAGAUGCUGAUUGGGCGCGUGAGGAUGUUAUACUUGAAGCCCUUACUACAGUUGUAGAUGAAAUUGAUAUAGAUGCGAUACAACUUGCCCAAAGGAACAUUAUAAUCACCUUCAAUAACAAAGAGGCAAAAAUAGCAGCAGUUACUUUUGGCCUACACAUCAACAAUACUUUUGUGACACUUUCAGAUGUUGAAAGUAACAUAGUAAAUAUCACAUUACGUGACAUUCCAGUGGAGAUUCCAAAUAGUGUUAUAAGUGCACACUUAUCUAGAUAUGUAGAGCAUGUUGAAGACAUUAGCUAUGGUUUCGUUAAAAAAGCAGAUGGGAGCAGGUCAACUGUUAAGACAGGUGUACGAUAUAUCACAGUCUCGGGGAUCAAAUUGCCUAUACCAAACAACCCAACUAUUGGAGGAUUCCCAGGAAGAUUAUCAUAUAGAGGUCAGCCCUGUGGGCACUGCUCAGGAACUGACCAUCCGUAUUACCGUUGUCCAAAUAAAGAAAACAGACCAGGACGAGGAUGCUAUAGAUGUGGAGCCUUGACACACCAGGUAAAAGAUUGCACCAAUGCAUGGGGUAAUCAAACUGAAAAAAAGUCUACAGAAUCACCACAGACAACUGAAAAAAGUUUGUUGGAGCAAAUAAGAUUUGAUGAGCUAAGUCCAAUGGUGAAUAGAAAUGAAAAACAAAACCCCACAGCAGCUAAAGACAGUGAAAUAGACGAACACAGUUCUACAUAUAAUACAAUAGUACUUGGUGCUUCCUUGGCCAAUGCUAUGGCGAAGGACUUUAUUGACGCAGGUUUUGAAGUUAGAGCAAAAAGUGGAAAGCGGAUAGAAGAGAUCAAAGACCUGUUAAAAAGUAAACCAAUUGAAAAAGAGGACAUCGAAAAGGUUGUUAUACAAGCAGGCGCAAACAAUAUUUGUUACUAUAAUGACACACCAGAAGAGAGCGCACAGAAAUAUGACAAUCUUGUGAAGGAGAUACAUGAAAAUUUACCUAAAGCUGAAAUCUCUGUAUGCAGCCUUACACCUAUACAUCCAUGUGACAAUGCAGUGAACAAUAAGAUAAGAAAGAUGAACAAACUACUGAAAUGCAUGUGUGAGAAGCACUCAGAAUUCACAUGUUUCAUUGACAGCACAGAUGUGUUGUUAUGUAACAAUGGAAAAACAUCUGAGAGUGACUAUACUACCUCUGAUCCAAAAGGGGUUCACCUAUCCAACAAGGGGUACAGGAAGUUAAGCACAUUCAUCAAGACAAAGGUUCUGAAAACAGAGAAGACCCCUAAGAAGAGAAAAGACAGAGGAUCUGGAGGUAACACUCCAAGUUCCACAGAAAAACUUCCAAAAACAGGAAAAUUUCAGUGAUAGGUUAAGAAACCUAUAUCCCCUGUACUAAGACAUAUUGUAUAUAUUUACAAACAGUAAAUGACUCUUUUGUAUAUAAUAAUCGUCUGUAUAUAAUAAAAUAUUUUGUAUAUAUACUAUGACAAA
This is a messenger RNA of Owenia fusiformis, 1727 nucleotides long. The record is from the annotation of a GenBank genome assembly. NCBI's taxonomy places the organism in Eukaryota, Metazoa, Annelida, Polychaeta, Sabellida, Oweniidae.